Molecule: messenger RNA, 3369 nt
Organism: Vanderwaltozyma polyspora DSM 70294
Lineage: Eukaryota; Fungi; Ascomycota; Saccharomycetes; Saccharomycetales; Saccharomycetaceae
Gene: ULP2
Product: SUMO protease ULP2
Exons: 1
Coding region: 1-3369 (1122 amino acids)
Biological process (GO): proteolysis
Molecular function (GO): cysteine-type peptidase activity
Source: RefSeq, a predicted model, not a curated record
AUGGCGAGGAAACGACAAAGAAUAGAUGGCAUGAAACCUAGAGAUACCUUAAGUAGUUCAGACCAUGGUAGUCGUAUUUCAAAUUUCAACAAUUUUGAUUACGCAAGUAAUUUAAACAGUACAAAUACUCAUUUACCUAAACGACAUAGAAUGUAUUAUCAUCAUGGGUUAAUGUCCAGUAAAGACUUCGUGCCUUCUCAAAGACUGUCUAAGCGAACGAAUGAUUCAAAUGAGAACCUGGAAGGUAAACUACGACAGGAAAUUCAAAAUGUUGUGGUGAAUGUAAGAGAUGAAGAAUACAAGGGAAAUGAAGGGUUGAACAAGGAUUACAAUACCCGUGAUAAUAGUAAUAGCAGUAGCAGUAGCAAUAGCAAUAAAGAUAAUGACGACAACGACAACGACAAUGACCGUGAUGAAGACGACGAUUUCGAAGCAUUAAGGAAUUCUUCUCCUUUAUCGAAAAUUAAAAGUCAAAAUUUUCUAUCAAUUACAACUAAUACCAAUAACAAUAGCACUUCCACAAUAAAUGAUCUUCCUUUAGAUUUAGGGAAACAUCUUAGCAUUAAAAAUAAAAACUUAAAGAGUUCAGGUACCAUUUACUAUAUCGAUUCUUCUCAAACUUCAUAUAAAAAUACGAAUUACAAGAUAAACAUCAACAUUAAGGAAAACGCAGUGAAACUUACAAUUAUUCCUCAAAAUUCACAAGACUCGACUGCAAUUAAUAUAGAAAGAGAUUGUGAAAAACUAAUAUUUGAUAAUGAUUUUACAACAUUGGGUAUCAAGCUUAAUAAUUAUAGAGAAAUCAAAUCAUUUGAUAAAAAAAGAAAUGAACGGAAAUUUAUAAAGACAAGAUUCAUAAUUUGGAGCACUACUAUUGCAUCUAGCCAUCAAUUGAGAUUGUUUUGCGAUACCUGUGAAAAAAAAUUUAGUACAUCAUUAAAAAUAAUAUACUCAUCAUCGUUAUAUGUAAAUGAUCAGGAUAUAUUCAGAAAAUUUGAGAAAGCAGCAGGGGUUGAUUUAAAAAGAAAAUCAGAAACUGAACAAUCUGACCGUGAAACGUCCGAAGAAUUAAAAGCUCAAAAACCAAGAGUAAGAGAAGAAAAUAAUCAUAAAUAUUCUUUCAUAAAGCCAUCAGGACAGAGUUCAAAAAAAUUCUAUAUCUCAAAUAAAGAUCCAGAUGCUGAAAAUGCACUUUCAAAUAUUUCUAAUGGGAUACCAGCACAGAGUUUCUAUUCUACUCGGACUGAAGAUACUAAACCGCUUAGUUCUUUCAAAUUUUCAAAUUUAAGAAACUCCAAUGUGGCAGAAACUAAUACUAAUAAUGAUAGAACAGGAAAUUCUAAAGUAUCUUCGGUAAAGGAAGCUCGUGUCUAUGAAAUUCCUGAAGAUUUCUCACCAAAGUUAAAUUACAAGUUUGAAGACGGCUCUGUUCACACAAUCACUAAUCAAGAUUUUAGAUCAUUAUACAAUCACGAGUGGAUAAACGAUUCCAUCUUAAAUUUUUUCAUUAAAUAUUAUGUUGAAAAGUCUGUUUCAGAUGGAGUCGUUUCGAAAAAUGAUGUUGCCAUCCUAUCAUCCUUUUUCUUUUCAAAAUUGAUCAGUACUGAAGAGAAUCAAUAUCACAAUGUAAAAAAAUGGGUAAGCAAUUCAGACCUCUUUUUAAAGAGAUAUAUUGUAAUUCCCAUAAAUACCAAUUAUCAUUGGAUUGCAUGUAUUAUUAGCGGAUUUGACGAGCUUUACUAUGACUUAAACGUUAAACGGCUAACCACGGCUGGCAAUAAAGAGGUGAUUAGAGAGCAUGGAAAGGAAAAAUUAAGACCAUCUUAUCUAUCUGACUCCCCUAAAAUCAAUAUAUAUUUAUUUGAUUCGUUAAGCAAAAGCCGGGGUAGCGAUUUAAAGCCAUUAGUUCGUUUUAUUAUUGAAUACGCAUUUGAUAAAUGUAAAUUGAAUAUUAAACCAGAAUAUGUGAAGAUCAGAAAUUGUUUGGUACCAGAGCAGCCUAAUAUGAGUGACUGUGGUGUUCAUGUCAUUUUAAAUAUAAAGAAGUUUUUUGAAAAUCCAAUAGAGACGGCUACUAUAUGGAAGCAUACUAGCAGAAUAGGUUGUGCUGGGGAUGUAUUAGCAAAUACCUAUUUUGAGAAACAGCUGAGAGGCCAGUCAAGAAAAAAUUUAAGAGAUGUCCUAUUUGAAUUACAAAAGAAGCAAUUGGAGCAGCAAGAAGAAAGCGAGACGAAACUUUCCAAUGACGAACAAGAUGAGAGUAAUGAAGACAUAGUUUUAAUUGAGAAAUCUGGUUUAGAUGAAAUAACUCAGAAACAAGACAAUCCUGAUGAAGCUUCAAAGAAUUUAUGUUCUGAACCACCUAGUCCUAAGUUAGAUAAUAUGAAAAUGAAAAUAUCAAACACUUCCGUAGAACUGAAGAAUAGUGAAUAUGAUCAAAAAUCCGAAAAUGAUGAUGAAAGUAACAAAGACCUCCAUACGUCAACCAACUUAUCUGUCGACUCGAAAUUUAUUAAAAGUUUACAGGACAAGUUAAAUCCUUCUGAAGAAGAUAACCAUGCCACAAAUUUUCAACAUAUGGAAAGAUCCAAACAUCGUAUCAAUGAAUUGCAGAGUUCUCCAAAACGGUCAAGCGAUCAAACUAUACCAGGUUCGCCUGAUCUGAAUAUAUUCAAAACUGGUAAAAAAUCUAAAUAUUUCUCCUCUACUCCAUCUAAAAGAUCUGUUAUUUCACAGAAUUUAUCAAAUAUUUCGUUAUCCGAUGAAUCUAUGACAAGUGACUCUUCAGAGGAUCACUCUAUGACAUCGAAAAUUAAACAGCAAAUCGGAUUAUCUGAUGAUAAAGAUAAUGAAAGUGACGAUGAAAGAUCAGACUUAAAUACACCAAGUGUAAGUCCUUCUCCUGAUAUUGUUACCUCAGGAAAUGUUAUAUUUACAAAACUUCCUCGAAGUGCAAACAGUGACAACUUACAUAAAGUCAGAAUAUCCCCUAAUAUCUACGAAAGGUCAAGUAGGCCCGCAAUUAAUUCAGAAAUGGAUAGUGAUGUGAAUUUGUUGGCCCAUCGAAACAUUUUUCCCAACGAACUUGGGGGUGAAUCUGAGAAAUUAAGAAGAGAAAUCGACCUUGCAUUGGGAAACGAACCAGAAUCUAAGAUAGUUGCAGAUAUCCAAGUUAUAGAAAGGGAAGAUUCCCAGCUAGAAUUAGCAAACAGUUUUCAACGAUUACCAAACUAUGAUAAAGAAAGAAACACAGAGAUGAAUAUCUCACGAACUGUAGAACAAGGCUCUUCAGCUGAUAGUUCCGUUGAGGAGGUUGAAUUUUCUUCGGAUGCGAAUGUGAAAGAUCAUAUUCACAUAUUAGAUGAUUAG